CUGUGUCUCGGGAAUUUCGCAGUUGAUGACUGACGCCGUGGCUAGACUGGGUCGAUCUUGGCAUAAUUCAAGGUCCAAUUAUAUAUUCAUCCAAUCCCAAUUGGCCCCUCUUGCGCGCCAUUUUCAAUUCAUAGUAACCGUUCUUGUCUGUCACACAUAUAGAGCAAUUGCUCCCCAGAUUCUAUCAAAGCAUUCUGGUAAAAUGAAUCCUAGAAUCAGACAUAUUCCCAAUAUUGAUGAUUUGCCUCGGCGACGACUCUUCAAUCAAGAAGAAAUGCUGGCCGAAUUAGACAGAGUUUCUUCUCCCGAAGAAUAUAACUCGGGGCAGUUGCAGUCUACAGGCAAUGGCAGAACGAUGCUCGAUAUCUCGCAAAGCAGACCCGCCAUACGAGUAAGCUAUUCUCAGGCUAGCACAAGUAGCACCAGUGAUGCCCCUCUGAACACCCUCGGAUUCCCCCAAGCCACCUCAACACCAACUUCCAGCGACAGUGAAUCCGAAAGCCAAGAAUCUGCAUCGUCCAUUUUGUCUGAGAGGAGUGCACACUCUUCGUCUUCGCUCAAUACUUCUGCGGGAAGUAUUUCAGUGGGGUCCAGUGCACCAUCUGCAGUUACCCUGCGCAUGCUAUACAUGCAGAAUAAAAAACUGGAGGCACAGCUCAAGAAGCAAAAUGAAGAGCUCCAAGAUAUAAAACGGAACAUGAGAUGUGCCGCAGCAAACUCUGGAAGCAAACGUGUUGCUGUUCCACGUGAAUGCUCACAAGCUGUCCGGGAAGUGUACGGAAAACUCUACAAAGACGGGACGGGAGGAUUCAACCUUUCACUGACUAAAACAUGCCAGGAAAAUGAGUUGGUGGUUUCUACUAUAGUCAGAGAAGUCCGGUCGCUUCAUGGGCGAGAGAAGUGGACCUGCGACCAAGUACGAAAAGCUGCCAAGACCUACUUCUCUUCGCUGCGCGACAGAAAACGCCGAGUUGAUGGUGGGACAUAUGAAAGACAUGCCAAAGCGGCCAAAAAAAGAAGCAGGAAAUUCAGGAAAUUGCAGAGGCGACAAAGCGCCAUGAGAAACAGUGAUCUCUCUGAAGACAUGAAAAGACAGCUCAAUGAAGUGAUGACAAUCGACUUCAUGUCUUCAGAGGAGAGCAUGUCAGAAGACGAGGAGGAAGGUGCCUCGAGGAACAAAACCAGGAGACUCCUUAAACUACCGUGGGAGAGGUCAAAAUUAACAUCUUUGAAACACAAACUGGAUUCCCAGUUUGCAAAGACCGCUCCUCCGGUAGUUUCAAGGUUGCUUCCGGAGUUUGUUAUCUCGAACGUGCCUUCCUCUAGGCCUCCACCGGCAAGUGCACCAUCUUGGGCAGUACGCCCCUUAAACUAGGCAAAGAAUAUUUUCAUUUUGAGCGUUUGUUGUGUAAAGCUUCUGAAUCUUAUGUAAAUUCCUUUUUCAAAUGUCAUGUUUAUGAAUUUAUUUAUCACAAACAAUUCAGUCUGUAAAAAACAAAAUAACUUGUACGAGGUUGAGAGAGGCUGCGUAUGCUCUUCAAUACGUGAUGACAUUUUAUAUGUUCGAUUUCAGUUAAUGUGUUGAUAAUUAUUCGCCUACCUGAUAGGCGCAAUGUAAAAUGGUAGUUGUUACCAGUCACAUCUUUUAUGGAAUGCAGCGUUGGUGUCCUGUGCUAUGUUUUUUCUUUCAAAUUUAGUCACAGUUGACUGUUUGUCAGGUAAAAAAAAAUUACAUCUUGGUUUAACUUUUGUUGUUGCUGUUUCAUGCAAAAUGACCGACAAAUAGUAUUUUUAUACACAAAAGCAUGACCUGUUCCUCCCUAUCAAAUUAAUUUUAAUUCAUGUAACAGAGGAAAAACGCAUUUGAUGUUUUAACCCAGUUCUUGACGAGGGGAAGGGAGGAAGGAGAUCUAGAAUAUUGCUACCUGCGAUAAAAUAUUGAUAUCUUACAAACGGCCCUAAUUUGACUGAACUGAACAUUUUAUCAAACCGAAAAACAUAUGUAACUCUCCUCCUACCUCUUUAUGCAUGUAUGGGCACACUAAUGUCAUUUUCUUUCCCGUUAGAGUUAGUUACUAUAAAAAAUGGUAUUUUCCCAUUUUGUUGAGCAUGUUUUAAAUUGAGUUUCAGCUGACUUCAGUGAGAUCUGACCGUACACGUAGUUAUCUUUUGAAAUGAGAGAAAAAUUAUCAAUUCGCUCUAGAAAUUAAGUCAAUUUCUUUUCGCCUGUUGCCAUUUCCACACACCACAAUUAUAGAUAUAAAUUAGCACAGUUAUUUAUAUAUCACAGAAUAAUAACUGUUCAAUUCUGAAGGUGUAUAAAGUGUACAUUAUAUGUCCAAAUGGGCUUCAAGGAGAGAAUUGGAAAUUUAUGUAUCGUGUGAGGUAGUAAUAUGGUCCGUGAUCAAAACAGACCAAGGCCACAACUCCCCUGGGCAUUGUGGUCAGACAGCCUGCACCCAGAAAUCCGAGGUCAUCUAGCGGCAUGUACUGGGAGUUGAUUAUUGAAAGUCCAAACACGGGAUAAGGAUCAUCGUGAUAAAAAUUCGAAAUUUAUGAUUAAUUAUGCUGUAUAACGCUGUAUACAGACCGAACCAAAACAAAGAGAAUAUGUAUAUGGUGCACUUUUAACAUCAGAACUAUAACCCGUAUGCCAUUUUUUAGUAGAAUUUGUUUUAGUUAAAUUGCCUCUUUAACGUUUGCCUCAAGCUUGGCUGUUUAACAUCAAUACUUUAUAUUGCUUGGCCAUUUAAAAAAGUUUCAGUAAACUGAAUUAAAGCAUUAUGAGGACAGCUGAAAUUUCCAGCCUUGUGUCAUUUCUUAUUAUGUCCAAACAACAUGCAAAUGCUAGAACUGCGCAGUUACUGUACAUGUACUGUCCUACAUUUGAAAAAGUCAUGACUUAAAACAAGUCUCUCUGCACACAUACCAUUUCCUGACAGCCAUUGUCAACGUUGCAUUAAUUAUUAAUAAACAAUAAUGUGCUUAAAUGUUUAAAUAAAGAUGAAUUUCCGCUGCGAUUCGGACUGCAGCGGAAACGUGCGUGGUAAACGGCAGACAGGUUUCCAAGCCAGUUUCCGUGGGGUAGUAAUUGUUGUAAACGAGGGGUGCAUUUACGCACCCAGGAAACGAGUGCGGAAACGGCCACCGGAAUGGAACAUUAAACGCGCAGGAAAUGGGUUGGUUUGCGGCCAGUUUCGGCACCAGUUUCCGCAUACGGAAACCAAGUUUUUCGCACGGUG
Acanthaster planci (crown-of-thorns starfish) is the source of this 3242-nucleotide messenger RNA. RefSeq lists its product as uncharacterized. Lineage: Eukaryota; Metazoa; Echinodermata; Asteroidea; Valvatida; Acanthasteridae. The record is from RefSeq and is a predicted model, not a curated record.